AUAUUUCAUUCAUCAUGUGGGGAUGAUCGUCGAAGUGGGGUAUUUGGGGCGUAUCUUACAAAAAUUAAAACCAUAAUUCGCAAUAUAUUAUGCUUUUUAAGAGACUAGUAUUCAAUAUCAGGCGACACAAUGGCUCAAUCUAAUUUCAGUGCGGUUGAUGAAUACGGGUUUGAGAGGCACGAGGACUUCGACUAUGAGAGCUAUGAGGACUUCAUGUCGAAUUAUUUAAAAGUUUUAGCCACAAGGGCGCAGAAAUGGUCCACGCUGCUCGGCGAAGGAAAGUCGGUCAAACGCACCAACACUGUAAAAAGAUACGUUCGCAAAGGAGUACCCAGUGAACACCGGCCGUCAGUAUGGAUGGCAAUUUCUCAAGCGGAAAUGAUGAAAGAACAAUGUCCUGAUUUAUACCAAAAAAUACUAGAUGGCCCAUUUGAGAAGGAGCUGGUGGACCUGGUGAAGACAGACCUUCCUCGCACCUUUCCGGAUAACAUAUAUUUUACUAAGGAGGCCAACCACCAGACACACCUGUUCAACAUACUUAUAGCUUACGCACACAACAACAGGGUCGUUGGAUAUUGUCAGGGACUCAAUUAUAUUGCAGGUUUACUGCUACUGGCAACAAAAAGCGAAGAAACAUCAUUCUGGCUGCUAAAAGUGCUAGUUGAGAAGAUCUUGCCGGACUACUACACGCGGACAAUGGAUGGCCUCAUCGUAGACAUAGAGGUGCUGUCCGAACUAGUCAAAACCAAAGUGCCCGACGUGCACCAACAUGUUAUUAAUCUGGGACUCCCAUGGGCAGUAAUAACAACCAAAUGGUUCGUCUGCCUAUUCGCCGAAGUACUACCCAUAGAGACAGUCCUGCGGAUAUGGGACUGUCUGUUCUACGAGGGCUCGAAGAUCUUGUUCCGGGUGUGUCUGACCCUGAUCAAGAACAACCGAGCUGAGAUAAUGUCCUGUAACGACUUCACCUCCCUGGCGGAGUGCUUUAAAGCUAUCGUGAAGAACGCCAGUGCGUUACACUGUCAUGAGUUUAUGCAGUCAAUCUUCAAAGUACCUGGCACACUCUCCAACGCAACUAUAAUCAAACUGAGAGCGAGGUUCGCGAAGCAGCGUCGCGAGCAGCAACAGAAGGAGCCGCCGCGGUGAAUGCUCGGCGCCCGCGCUCCACCUGAUCUCAAUCCACAACCAAAUUGUACAUGUUACACCACUACUUAACAACUACUUAUAAAUGACAACAUAUAUUUUUGAUCUCUAUACUUUUUAACAACAAAUAAAUGAGGUCUCAACAUUUAAUUCACUGUCAUUAGGUUGCCCUGAGAUAUUAGAAAUUUUAUUCGAAAAAUUAGCAAUAAGCUAUUGAAUUAUUUACAUUGAUAGCUUGUUCAGUUAUUUUGAAGGCUUUUUUAUAACAUGGCGCUCGUUUUUAUCGCCGUUAUUAUGAAUCAAAAGUAUAUUUAUCUAGCUUGUUGCGAUUUUGUACAAACCUUACUAGUCUUUAUAGCGUUGCAUGUUUAGUGGGUCUUCAUUGGAACCAGCGAAGUACUGGAUUUACGGGAAGGACUUUUAUUUCCAGCAGUCAUGACAAUCUCCUGAGACUAAUGUACCAUUACAAUAUGUACAACUGGUGUUUACGAUGUUGUAGUGUGCACUUAGCCUUAUAUGCAUAUUUGCAAUUGACUUUUGCUAAGUUACUAUUAAGUUAUAAUGUUGUUUCGCAUAUCAUUAAAGUAUUUUUGUAAUAGUAUUAUUUUUGUUGUUCAUUUAAGCGUCAGUUGAUUAGUUAUGUACCUGUAAUAAUUACGUAGGGUAUGAACAAUGUGAGCAUUUUAUUACAUAAAUAAUUUCUAAAUUAAACAUGACAUGUUAAUUAUUUGUGUUGUUCUUGUUGCAACAUAAAAUUACAUUAUAAAUGGAUUCAGUUUCCUAGAUGAACAAACAUUUAGUAAUAUAAAAUAAUAAUGUAGGUUAAUUAUUGAUAUUUUCAUAGUUACAUCUAGUUAUGGCUUUGCCAACUUUAUCAUUUGUAAGUUUUUUUUUUUUAUUUAUUUGCAUAAUGCAUAUAUUUUUUCUAUAUGUCAUUGAGUAAAUUAGGUGCUAGGUAUUACAUUUUCUAAAUAUUUAAAAUAUUCAACUUUACCAAGUAGCUACAAAAAUGAAAUAGUCAAUGAUAUUAAUAAAUACACAACUCUUUUCAAAUAUAAACUGAAUACAAAAUAUCUACACAACAUUAAUAGAAUAUUUCAAACCACCUUUAUCUUUAUAGUUCAUAUUUUUGCUACAUCUUUAGGUUUAAAUGGCUUGAAUUAUAUUUUUACGCAGUUAGUAAAUUAUUUGCUCAAAAUUGUCUGUGUUAAUGAGAAUAGGUCCUGUCAUACAAGAAUACAUCAUUUUAUGAAAAUGUAUGUAUUCCUAAUGUUCCCUAAUAUUCUGCUUGUGUACACAUUCACAUUGUCAAUACACAAUUAGGCUUAAUACUCUCUAGGACCAUGCAUCAUUUAGUUGAUACCUAAAUGUGACAAUAAUUAUCACAUAUCCAUUAAUAUAAACUGCAGAGACAUUGCACCUACGUUUCAUGCAGACCUUGCAAUGUACUGCAGUAUAAUUUUCACUGCCAUAAGUUGAUCAGUAGACAUUUCAAGUUUGCAUCAUGUAGCAUUGUGCCACAUAAUUAUAAUUAUAUCUAGCAAAAUAAAUUAUUAAUCUGUUAUAUCAACAAGCUUUUCAAGCCAAACAAAAAUUAUAAUGUUCCCGUAAUACUUUAUUAUAUUUGUAGUAAAAUUGCUUUCAAAUUCAACUAAUCGGUAAUCAUAAUGCAAAGGUCACUAGUGAGUAGGGUUUAUAAAAUGUACUCUCUCAUAAAGUUUCACAUUCAUUAUUGUAGAAUGUGUAAAUGUAUUUUUAUAAAAAAUACAGUUUUGAUGGUUUCUCUUGGAUCCUUGUGUAUUGUGCUGUGAUUAGCAAGCUGUUCUGCCUGAUUCCAAUUAACUGUGUUAGGAUACUCCAUAGUAUAUGUUUGGAUGUUCAUUGUGACAGAAUAGACUAUUGAGAUGUU
Molecule: messenger RNA, 3052 nt
Organism: Helicoverpa zea (corn earworm)
Lineage: Eukaryota; Metazoa; Arthropoda; Insecta; Lepidoptera; Noctuidae
Product: growth hormone-regulated TBC protein 1-A
Exons: 6
Coding region: 130-1146 (338 amino acids)
Source: RefSeq, a predicted model, not a curated record